UUUCCAUUCUCCUCACUCGCCACUCCUAUUUUACUUCCUUUUAUCUUCGCAUUCAACUGCAUCCACACAGCGAUUCCAACAACUAUUAAUAGUCCCAUCUCUUCAAAGCUACCUUUUUGGCAAAGCAAAAUCUGGCAUUUGUUGUCGUCAAGCCAACACAUAGUUUCCACAGCUGUUUCCACUUGACGCCCUCCUUCUCUCUAUUUUUAUUCUGUGUAUAUACUACACGCAUCUUAGCUACGCCAUUACUACUCCCUUAUUAUAAUUAUUGUAUACAAGAGACGGGUGGGAAACAACAUGCCCAUCAGCGCCUCUCCCGUUGUCACCGCCUUUAUCCGCUCAUCUGCUGCAGCCUCUGCCCCGCUACGCGGCCGACUACACACCCGGGCAGCACCAGCAGUGCCAUGCUCGGCGACCUCGACAGGUCUUAUGAACUCGUCUCUGCAGCAGCACAAGGCCGCGGCAAUGUCCUUGGCGGUCCGAGGGAUCUCAACAUCGCCGACUCCUCCGCGCACAGAAAUAGAGGCUGCAUCAGAAGCAGGGCGACCUCCCAACAGCACAGGCGACCAGCAGCGACUGCUGCAGCCCGAUCCCGCACUGGCGCUGGAUCAGCUGAGUAUGGCCAAGCUGAUAACAGUGUGGCUAGUAUACCGCGCAUGUGGCAACGCGCGGCUGGUGCAAGCGGCGCCAAGCAUCCUCAAGCUGUUCGAGCGGCUGGGGCUGUCGUGGCUGAGCAACGCGGUUGUUAGGCGGACAUUUUUGCAUGACUCGGGCAUCGGGUCGAUUCUUGAUUUUUCGGCCGAGGCUGAUCUCGAGGAGACCGCGGCGGCGGACGCAGAGGCUGCACGCGCACACGCUAACGUCAAGGCCGAUGCAUUCACCAAGGAGUACCUUCACGGGCUGCACAUGGCGCGCAGGUGCCCGGCAAUCAAGGUGACGGGGCUGACGGACCCCGAGGUUCUCUACAGGCUGUCGAUGCCAUACGCGCGGCUGCGCGCGGCUUUCGACAAGGCGGCCAGCAACGGCGACGGCAGCGUAGGCUUUGCGCAGUUCCGCGACACCGUGUUGGCGGCGAUGCCGGGCGGCAGGCACGUGGCGUCGCCAGCCAGCAUCUUCGCAAUGGUCGAUGGCGACAACGAUGGGCAGAUGGCGCUGGGGAUGGACAACCCGCUGGCGCGGCCGCUGUACCUGCGCUCAUCGCCAGGCAGCGAGUAUGGCGCGCUGGAGUCCGACGUCGACGACUACGAGCGGCUGCUGUCGCGCGCACGCGCCGUCGACCGCGGCGUGCGCGUAAUGGUCGAUGCCGAGCACACAUAUUUCCAGCCGAUGAUUGACCACGUUGCGCUGGUGAUGCAGCGCGAAUUCAACGGGCCCAGUACAGGCUCAGCUGCUGGCGCCGCUGCUACUGCUCCUGCUUCUGGGAACGGUGGCACCCUGGUAUACAACACCAUACAGAUGUACCGCUCGGAUUCAUUCCAGCGACUGGUCGAUGACUACGCCAGGUCACAGCGCGAGGGCUGGCGCUAUGCUGCCAAGCUUGUGCGCGGCGCGUAUAUGGAGCUAGAGCAUGAGCGCGCGGCCAAGCUCGGGUACCCGUCGCCCAUCAACCCAACGCUCGAGGCCACGCACGCGUGCUAUGACCGCGGCGUGCGGCUGCUGAUCGACCGCAUUGCUGAGGCCCAGCGCUCGUUCACUGGUGAUAUGCCGCCGGCGCUGUUUAUCGCGUCGCACAAUAAUGCGUCUAUUGAGCGCGCCAUGCAGCUGCUGCGCGAGCUGGAUAUUGACACGUCGGCGGAGCCCGUCAUGUUUGGCCAGCUUCUGGGCAUGCAGGAUGCCACCAGCUACGCGCUGGCCAAGGCGCAGCUGCCCAUUUACAAGUAUGUGCCGUACGGCAGCCUCGAAGAGGUCAUGCCCUAUCUCAUUCGCCGUGCUCAGGAAAACUCGGCUGUUGGGGCGUCCAUCGCCAAGGAGGCUUCGUCUGUCAUGGCUGAGAUCCGCCGCCGAAUGCUUGGCCGUGCGAAAACGCAACCGCAGACCGGGACCACUACUGCAUCCGAGGCGGCAGCGAACAACAGCUCGUAAAAUCUAUUUUUGUUCCACAAAUUACUCUGCAUUUUUCCUUCCUUCCUUCUACCGUGCCACAAACAUGAGCAGCACACUAGAUUUUUUUCAAUAAAUGAAAUA
This is a messenger RNA of Kickxella alabastrina, 2184 nucleotides long. RefSeq names its product FAD-linked oxidoreductase-like protein. Gene Ontology annotation, cellular component: mitochondrion. Bases 298 to 2082 code for a protein of 594 amino acids. NCBI's taxonomy places the organism in Eukaryota, Fungi, Kickxellomycota, Kickxellomycetes, Kickxellales, Kickxellaceae. The transcript is spliced from 6 exons. Gene Ontology annotation, molecular function: proline dehydrogenase activity; FAD binding; calcium ion binding. The record is from RefSeq and is a predicted model, not a curated record.